AUGAUCUGCCCAACCCUACUCCUCAUUUUGUUGGCCUCGGUCAUAAACUGUGUCCGAGUGCCGAGACAGUAUGAGAUCGACUUAGAUGCUUCGCCAAGGGAAAGAUGGAACGAAGUAAUUCACGAUCAUGCGGAAUUCAUUCCCGAGUUUGUCAGAGUAGCUCAAACCUAUGUCCCGAAACAACUACUCCCUAUCGCAUUUUGGAUAGCAGGAGAAUUGAACCGCUUCUUUCCAUAUGAAUAUGAAGAAGAGAUACGAGGAAUCGCCGACACCUCUGGUCUCGCUCUGGGUCACGUUGUCUCCAUGAAUAUUCUAUAUGAUAUCCUUGCAUUUGAUCGUAAACAUAUACUUCAACUAGGAUGCACAUCAAUCGUUGCGCAAAACGAUGAAGGAGAAAUCUAUCAUGGAAGAAAUCUUGAUUACGAAAUGGGUGACUUGCUCAAGAAUGUCACCGUUCUAGUCGAUUUCACACGCGGUCACGGGUCUGAAAGAAAAGUGGUCUAUAGUGGUGUCACGUUUGCGUUAUCAUCAACUUUGCUCACCGGACAGAAUGAUGCAUUCUCACUAAGUCUCAAUGCUCGAUAUUCUGGGCCAUACAUCUACAAUAUCUUUAUGGAAUUUCUGACGCGUUUCCGGACUCCCGUUGGAUUUUUACUGCGUGAGGUCUUGUCAUCGGACAGAUCUUAUGAGGAAGCUUUGAAUCACUUAUCCAACACUCGAUUGUUCUCGCCAUCUUACAUUAUUAUCGGAGGACGUCGAGCAGGUGAAGGAGCAAUCAUAUCGAGAGAUCGCAUGAAAGCUGCCGAUGUCAUGACUUUAAGUAAGGAACAGUGGUUCUUGGUUGAAACAAACUUUGACCAUUGGGAAAAGGAUAAGGAUAAGAGGAGGAUUACCGCUGUCAAAGUAUUGAAAGAAAUAGGACGUAACGAUUUGAAUUCUGAAACGAUGCUCAAAGUUUUACGAACAGUACCGGUGAAGAACAAUGAAACCCUCUUCAGUACUGUGAUGAGCGCACGAUAUCCACAGAUUAUCAGGAAUCACACAUAUAUUUGGGCUUAGCCGCUUGCUUAAUACACUUUGUUCAAUGUACUUUUAUUUUGAAGACAUGAACCAGUAAUUUAAACUUAUCAGAUUCCGGAAUUUUCUCUGCUUGCCAUUGUGUGUUAGCUCAAUUCUGAGAAGUUUUAUUUUCCCUUUCCAUAUUCUUCUCGAAAGUUUCGAAAAUUAGCGAUCGGUUGUGGCUAGCGUCGUGCAAAUCGUCGUUAUCAGAUUAUAUCCAUUGCAGUAAGAGUACCUCGUGGUUGGGAAGAUUAUUUUUCAUUAUUAAUUCAAGG
Messenger RNA from Cylicocyclus nassatus, 1334 nucleotides. The record is from the annotation of a GenBank genome assembly. Lineage: Eukaryota; Metazoa; Nematoda; Chromadorea; Rhabditida; Strongylidae.